Molecule: messenger RNA, 6820 nt
Organism: Sinocyclocheilus rhinocerous
Lineage: Eukaryota; Metazoa; Chordata; Actinopteri; Cypriniformes; Cyprinidae
Product: protein tyrosine phosphatase receptor type Q
Exons: 39
Coding region: 1-6462 (2153 amino acids)
Biological process (GO): peptidyl-tyrosine dephosphorylation involved in inactivation of protein kinase activity
Cellular component (GO): signaling receptor complex
Molecular function (GO): protein binding; protein tyrosine phosphatase activity
Source: RefSeq, a predicted model, not a curated record
AUGCUUUCUACUUUUGGGCCGGCAGGUGUAUGUUCACGCUCCGUGUCUCACAUCAACGGGACAUUCACCACAGUGUCAUGGGCACCAGCCACUGGGCAUUUAGAUUUUUAUAGAGUGACGGUCAGUAACAGCUCUCACAUCUGGACAUUAGAUGUAAGUCCACACUUGCAGGAGGUCACUGUCAGCGGCCUGUGGAACGGCUGCUCCUACAACACCACUGUCCAACGAUUCAGAAGCAACAUCAGUGAAACCGCCGCCACAGUCACCAUACAUACAUUCCCUGCCAGUCCUGAGGGGUUGCGAGUGAUAAGCGUGUCACCUCGUGCUUUCUCACUCCACUGGUUGGCAUCACCUGGAUGUGAUAAGAACUACCUGGUCCAACUGCGUCCUGACCACGGCAAUAUCAACAUCACCACCACAGCAGACAGCGGAGUCCAGGCUCAAGUGUCCGGUGUAACCCCUGGAACAUCAUACACUGUGACUGUCAAUGCGGUGGCUUCGUCAGGGUUCAGCUCACCUGUCAGCCGAAUACUCGUCACCACUAAUGAGUCCUUACCUGCGGCCCCCUCUAAGCCAGAAGGUGAGCGGGUCGGUUCCACAGGGAUCCUGCUGUCCUGGAGAAUGCCAGUGCCUCUCAACCCCACAAUUCACUCAUUUGCCAUCAGAUACAAGGAAAUGUGUCCAUAUCCCGACCCAACCUUCACUGAGGUCAUCAAGAGCCUGGACAUUCCAGAAACCCUGCUGAACACCCUCAGCCCUGGAGCCACAUACAACAUCAAGGUUGCAGCUGUAAACAAAGCAGGAAUUGGACCUUUUAGCCAGUCUCUGUACUACAAAACCGCAGAGGCCCCCCCUGGUCUGGUGUCAAACCUCACAGCGUUUGCUGAGGAUCACACAUCUGUGUUAGUGACAUGGUUUCUACCUGUACGCAUUAAUGGUCUCAUCACAAAGUUUGCAGUAAAAGUCAAACAUGCUCGAACAGGCCAGACCGUCCGCAUGCUCGAGCUCAACGCAGAGGACAUCAUGAACGGAGCUCUGCCUCACUGCAACGAUGCAGCAGACAUCUUAUCUCGUGGAACUCCAAGCCCGUCCGAGUCUUCCCAGUUGACAUCUGCUGUGUUGCCCACGGUUACGCUCUCAGCCGUACCUCCCGCCUCCAUCUGGAUUGUUCCAAUCAGUGUGAAGAUUGAUGAGCUCCACCCCUACACUCCUUACGUGUUUGAAGUCUCCGCCUUCACCAGUGACGGGGAGGGACAGAUCGCCAGCACUAUGGUCCGCAUGCCAGAGGCUGCCCCUGAAGACCCUCCACAAAAUGUAGUUUUCAGAAACAUCACUUCUAAAUCUCUAUCUCUAACUUGGGAUCCUCCAAAGAUCAUCACAGGACGGUUCAGUUACGUCAUCCAACUCCACAGCUCUGAAGAAUUUAUUAGUGAAAAUGGCACAAUCGAACAGGUGUUUAUGUACACUGGACUGACUCCAUACACACAAUACUACAUCCGCGUGAUGGCCAAAUCAGCAGGGGCCACAGGACCGGCAGCAGUGAUCAACAUUACAACACUAGCAGAAGCCCCGAGUGCUGUGUCUCAUCUGACAGCAGAGGCUGUGGACUCCACGUCGGUCCGUCUGUCCUGGAGACCCCCGAGCCAACCGAACGGACUGAUCACACAUUAUCGGAUUCUAGUGUUAUACCGCAGUACUCUUGUACAGGACAUCACCCUGCGAGAACAGAACGCUCCACUUCGUCGUAAUGCGAGGUCACUUGACAUCACCACAGCAUCUGCAUUCACUCUCACCUCACACGGAACAUUUCCCGUUUUGGGUCGUGAUUUUUCCAACACUGAUAUGGAACUGAGCUCUGACCUUCCUCUGACCCCGAGCACCCCCCACACACCUCCACCCUGGCUCACAGUGACCCAUGACAGAACCGCUGCAUCUGUUCAGGCUGAGACUGAGGCUGUAACCGAGGAGCCUUUGACUGAACUUUCAGCUCUCACUCGAGGAACUGAACAACCACCAUUGGUUAACUUAAGCCCCUCCCAGCCCCGUCGCUCCACUAGGGCGGUGGCCACAGACUCCACCCAGCAGCAGGUGAACCCACCAACAAGAGCUGCCACCACUAUUGGAAUAGAGGUGCCUGGCAGCCCACCUUCCGAUUUGACCUAUGAGGACAUUGGAUCCAGCGAGGUCAACGUGUCAUGGUCGCCCCCGCUUCUCGCUAACGGCAUCAUCCUCUUCUACAACGUGGAAUACUGGAAUGCCACACACAGUCUGAACCAAACCACACAUGUGCCUUAUGUCACCCUGUCCAACCUGCGAAAGUAUGCGCGCUACCGCAUCAGCGUGCAGGCUGCCACACAGGUCGGCAUGGGCAACCACACGAGCGAGAUCCUGAACAUCACCACACUGGAGGAUGUGUCAGUCUUCAAGACGGUUCCGGGUUCAGAGCACUGGUGGGUGUUGUCUGAUCUGAAGGCAGGACAGGAAUACAGUGUAUGGAUGAGUUCCAGCACUUCAGUUGGUGAUGGGGGAGUGUUCAGUCCCCGUCUAAACUUCACCAUGUUAGAGGACGUGCCGAGUGGUCCAGUCCACAACCUCACCGCUACGAUCUACAGCUCUACGGCUGUUGUGAUCAGCUGGGACCCUCCUCUGGAGCCCAAUGGCAGAGUCUUCUAUCAGCUGAGCCUCCAAGAGGCGGGAACGACCCACCCAUCCAUUAACCGCACAGUCAACAUCACUAUCACCAAAACUACCACAGACAACAUCUACCUCUUCACCAAGCUCAGGAAGUAUUUUCCCUACAUCAUAAAAGUCACCCCUGCAACCGGUGCAGGAUCUGCCGUAAACCACACUGCAAUGCUACUCCUGCGAACAGAUGAAGACGUGCCAAGUUCUCCUCCGUUGCCUGGAGCUAGUAGGAAUCUCUCCAGCACCUCCAUCCAUGCGUCAUGGUUCCCCCCAGUGGAGGCCAAUGGCGAGAUUCUAGAUUAUGCUCUAGUUUUACAGGGUCCUGGGACCGUCAACAAAACCUACACCACUGAAACACACCUAAUGCUUUCAGAACUCACUCCAUUUACACCUUACAAUCUCUCCAUCGCUGCGGUCACCCGCAUAGGUGUCGGACCCUCUGUGAUUAUUCCACUGCACACUGAUGAAGCAGUCCCAAUGUCUCCACCACGCGAUCUGAUUAUUUUUAACCACACUUUGAAUUCAGUGUGGCUUCAGUGGGAACCUAGUCCAGAGCCAAAUGGAAUCGUCCAGCACUACGGAUUCCGAAUACUCGAACUAAACACAUACACUUUCAGAUAUCAGAACUCAUCGGAUGCGUCCACACAAUCAGAACUGAGUGGAUUUAGACCUCAUAAUUCACAUGAAAUCAGCGUGUGCGCAUUCACUAGAGCAGGAAAUGGGGAUCAGUACAGCCUGCCUGUCAUAUUCACUACCAAUGAAUCAGUGUCAGAUGCCGUUGGGAAUCUAACCUGCUCUGGAUUGGAUUGGAAUUCAGUGUACAUGGAAUGGGAGCUUCCGAUUCAUUCUAAUGGAGAGAUUCUGUACUACCUCGUUCGCUCUGGAAAUCUGGAGGAGGAGGCUCAUCCUCUCAUGCUCACACACAAAGUGGCGCACACUUUCAUUGGCCUGUUGCCUGACGUUUUCUAUGUCAUCAGCGUGGCUGCAGUUAAUUCAGCCGGAAUAGGGGAAGAAACCAACUGCACUGCACACACUCCACCAGAGUCAGUUCCUGGUCCCCCCCAGUUGCUGACCAUAAUGGACGUUACCUCUGACAGAGUGUCUCUGAGCUGGGAGCGUCCCGUCCAUGUUCCUGGUCUGUUGCAGGGUUAUAAUGUAGAGAUUCAGCAAUUGGCAAGAAAUUGUGAGCAAAAGCAGCAUAUGGAGUCCUGCGUGGAGAGUGGGCUUGUGGAGUGGGUUGAAGGAGAAACCAGUGGAGUCACACUUUCCCCUCUGCUGAAAUAUAGAGAGUAUCUUCCUGGUCCCCCCCAGUUGCUGACCAUAAUGGACGUUACCUCUGACAGAGUGUCUCUGAGCUGGGAGCGUCCCGUCCAUGUUCCUGGUCUGUUGCAGGGUUAUAAUGUAGAGAUUCAGCAAUUGGCAAGAAAUUGUGAGCAAAAGCAGCAUAUGGAGUCCUGCGUGGAGAGUGGGCUUGUGGAGUGGGUUGAAGGAGAAACCAGUGGAGUCACACUUUCCCCUCUGCUGAAAUAUAGAGAGUAUCGUAUCAGACUGGUGGCGUUCACCAGGGCAGGAGCCGGAGAACCCUCCGUCUGGAUCCACACACAGACACUCGCAGGAAACCCUGAUGCCCCCCCUAGUGCCAUAUCAGUGUUUCCUUCUCCCACUGGGUUAAAGAUUGUGUGGGACGAACCAUCGGUCAUCUCAGGGCCCACCUCAUACAUCAUUGACAUCACUGCUUUGGACGGUUCGGGAUAUAACAUAAGCCUAGUGCGGUAUUCAGAGGAGAUCAGGGUGGUGGUUGUCGGGAACCUGACUGCAUUUACCCUGUACUCUAUUACCAUCACCGCCUUCACGGGGCAGCUUUCCAAUGCUCGCACAGACGGCAAAGCAUCUGAACCCGUCCUCGCCAGAACCCUGGAGGACGAGCCCAAAGAUCCUCCCAAAAACGUGACAUUGACGGUGAUCCCAGAGGAAGUGACACGUGUUUAUGUAACGUUCUCUCCACCGGAUGAGCCGAAUGGAAACAUUAGUGCUUACCAUGUCGCCAUCUAUCGCAACGGACAACUGGACUUCUACAUCAACAGCCUGCCUGUGAUCAGCAACCCUAAUAAUACCAUGACGGCCAUUAUAGAUGGACUGAAGGGUGGAUUCAAUUAUAGCAUAAGGAUAGCAGCCGUGAAUGGAGCAGGUUUAGGACCAAGUUCAGAGGUUCAGGUGACCACAGGUGUGAAAGCACCACCCAAACCGUCGAGGAGGCCGCGGGCUGCUCUGAACAACGCAGGUGUCAUCAUCUCUACCUCCAACACCAUCACCAUUGAGAUGCCUGAAUGUUUCUUUACAGAUGACCAUGGACCAAUCCAAAAAGUCCAGGUCAUUGUUUCUGAACCAGCAGUGAUGGACUACGGUAAUCUGUCAAACUGGAAAAGUGUUUUCCUCUACCCUACCGCACCGUACCUGACCGACGAGGGCUUCUUGAACCCAAAGUGCUUGGAGAAAGCAGAGCGCAUGAGCACAAACACUAAAACAUACGUUAUAGGAGCAGAUGAGGGCUGCCUGUCUGAAGAUGCCGAGACACUUUGUAACGGACCCCUCAAACCCAAAACAUAUUAUGUGUUCAAAUUUCGGGCAACAAACAUCCGUGGGCAGUACACAGACUCUGAGUACUCAGAUAGGGUCAGAACCGCAGGAAUGGACGCAAAUAACCGCCUGCUGACCAGAGAUGAGCAGAUCAUUCUUGGAGUCCUGCUGUCAUUUUUCCUGGCGUUGUUUUUAAUUCUGAUUAUAUACGGAUCUGUCAGGAUCCACCGCAGGCAGAAGGAAGGUGGGACGUACUCUCCACGCGAGGCUGAGGUCAUUGAGACCAAGUUCAAGCUGGAUCAGCUCAUUGCAGUGGCCGACCUGGAGCUCAAAGAGGAGAAGAUUAACCGUUCUGUUCUGCUUUGUGUAGUUCUGCCUGAAAGAUCACAUGGAGUGACUCUCCGAUUCGUUUUAUAUAACAAUAGCCGAGUGAAGUUACUGUCUGAGCCAGGAAUGCCGGGGUCGGACUACAUCAAUGCCAGCUUCGUCUCUGGCUAUCUGUGUCCUAAUGAGUUUAUAGCCACUCAGGGUCCUCUGCCUAGUACUGUCGCUGACUUCUGGAGGAUGAUUUGGGAGACGGGGACCAAAACCAUCGUCAUGCUCACUCAAUGCUUUGAGAAGGGCCGGGUCCGCUGUCAUCAGUACUGGCCAGAAGACAAUAAACCCGUCACUGUUUUUGCUGACAUCAUAAUCACUAAACUCACAGAAGACGUGCAUCCUGAUUGGACGGUCCGGGCACUCAGAGUAGAGAGGCACGGAAGUUACAUGAUUGUUCAUCAUUUUAACUACACCUCAUGGCCAGAACACGGCGUUCCGGAGUCAAGCUCCACACUCAUCCAGUUUGUCAAAGCGGUUCGCUCACACAGAGGCCAUGACAACACAACCAACAUGGUCCACUGCAGUGCUGGUGUGGGCAGGACUGGAGUGUUCAUUGCCCUGGAUCAUCUCAUUCAGCAUGUGAGGGAUCAUGAUUUUGUGGAUAUAUAUGGCCUGGUCGCAGAGCUGCGCAGUGAGAGGAUGUGCAUGGUGCAAAACCUGGCUCAGUACAUGUUUCUGCAUCAGAGCACUCUGGAUCUGCUGUCUGCAAAAGGAAACAGUCAGUCCAUAUGGUUUGUAAAUUACUCCGCUCUGGAGAAGAUGGACUCGCUGGAUGCGAUGGAGGGUGAUGUAGAAUUGGAGUGGGAAGAGACGACUAUGUAACAGGGACAUUGUUUCCUGUCAGUCUGUGAGGAGACAUGGGACACACUCAUUAAAAAUCCAGACGCUGGGACUUUGGGACCCUGGGGCCAAACACGCUAAGCAAAGGAUAAACUAGGAAUACAAGUGAUUCAGAAGCAAACUCAAAUAUUCUCACCUAAACGGAUUGUCUCAGUCUCUCAACCUUUCAUUUAUAUCCACCAGACAAUCUCAUCUAUCAAAGUUUUUUUCUAAAGUUCUUGUCCAACUUCUGCAAUUAUUUUAUCUCUACCUAGAAUAUGGCACACCACCUACUUAUGGACUCAAAAUGGAACAGACACCAAAAAUAUGUCUGUUUCUUAAGGAAGUAGGAAUAUUCAGC